ACAUCACCGUACUUGAUCACUUUGUUCGUGUUUCUCAACGUAUGGUGUUGGGGUGUCUUCAAUUUUGGUACCAUAACGGCAGGUUUACUGUUUUCUUCGACACCAAAUCAUUAAGUUCUUCGUGUGCGUGUCGUAGAAUAAAACAGUAGACAAUUACCAUCGUCUUGCUUUGCAAAAUGAAGUUUUCUGCGUUAAUAUUUUUACUAAUUUCUUUCUUCGCUGCUUCUCUUGCGGAAAUUGAAACCGAAGAUGCCGUUUUAGUACUUACAAAAGAUAAUAUCGAUGAAGCAAUUGCACAAUAUGAUUAUUUGCUUCUUGAGUUUUAUGCCCCAUGGUGUAAACAUUGCAAAGAUUUGGCUCCAGAAUAUGCCAAAGCUGCAAAGAAGUUACAGGAGAUCAAUUCCCCUGUAAAGUUAGCCAAAAUUGAUGCAACCGUGGAAACAGAAUUGGCUGAAAAACAUAAUGUUAAUGGAUACCCUACUCUUAAGUUUGUUCGUCGAGGGUUAUUUAUUCAAUAUACUGGUACCCGUAAUGCAGAUGAUAUUGUAUAUUGGGUAACAUUGAAGAUUGGCCCGCCUGCUAAAGAUUUAACGACAGUUGAUGAAGCUAAAUCAUUUCUUGAAGCACAUAAUGUUGCAAUUGUUGGAUUCUUUAAGGAUCAAGAAUCCGAUGAUGCAAAAGAAUUUAUAAAUGCUGCUAGUCUUAAUGGUGAUUAUGCAUUUGGUAUUACUAGCAAUGAGGAAGUUGUUAAAGAGUAUGACACCGAAUAUGGCAAAGUUAUUUUAUUCAAGAAGUUUGACGAUGGUAAAGAUGAGUUCACUGGAGAGCUUACUGCUGAAGCGCUCCAGAAUUUUAUCUAUGUAUACUCACUGCCGCUGGUUGUUGAAUUUAAUCAAACUACUGCUUCAAAAAUAUUCCGUGGUCAUAUUAAACAUCAUCUUCUCCUAUGCCUUAAUAAAGAAGCUGGUCACUAUGACAAGUAUGUGGAUAUGAUGAAAGAACCAGCAAAGACUUUCCGUGGAAAGGUCUUGUUUGUUACUGUUGAUACUGUUGAGGCUGAUCAUGAACGUAUUCUAGAAUAUUUUGGCUUGAAGAAGAGUGAAGUACCUGCCAUGCGUAUCAUUGAACUUGAAAAAUCUAUUAUUAAAUAUAAACCAGAGAAACCAGAAUUAUCCACUGAAAAUGUUGUAGAGUUUGUAAAUGCAUUCCUUGAUAACAAACUAAAACAACAUUUGAUAACACAAGACUUGCCUGAAGAUUGGGAUAAAAACCCUGUCAAGGUUCUUGUUGGCACUAACUUCCACGAAGUUGCACACGAUCCUAAGAAGAAUGUUUUAGUUGAAUUUUACGCUCCAUGGUGCACGCACUGCCAAGAAUUGGCUCCAGUUUAUGAAGCACUUGGAGAGAAAUAUAAGGAUAGCGAAGAUAUCCUUAUUGCGAAAGUGGAUGGUACUGCAAAUGAAUUUGAAGACAUUGAAAUUGCUGGUUUUCCCACAAUUAUUCUUUAUAAGAAAGAAACUAAUGAACCUUUAACCUAUUACGGUGAGAGAACAUUUGAAGGGCUUUCCAAAUUCCUCGAGACCAAUGGUGCUGAAAGCGAAGUUCCGCAAGAAGUUCUAGAGGAAGAUGAAGAUGACGAUGUGCCAAGGAAAGAUGAAUUAUAAAAAUUUUAUCAUUAAGAAGUAAAUGAAAUAAUUUUUCCACAUCUAUUUGCAGUUAAUAAACUCCGUAAUUCUAUUUAAAAGAUAUUAAGUCUUUGCGAACGAAUAUCAUCGGUGAAGUUGCAGAGCUAUUUUAAUGUGUAAAAUUGUAAGUCGUCGCUAUGGUGGUAAGCUGCUAUAAAAUAGGAAUAAAUAGUGGCUUGCCAGUAUUUCUCAUUUCAUAACAGAAACUAAGAACUCCAUUUACUUCAAGAUUUUCCCUUUCAUCUGUUUCAUAGUUUGUUUACUAUGAUAGCAACGGUUUUCUAUUUUAUGUACGAGAACUGAUGUUGGCUGACAGCAUCUAUUUACAAAGACUUAAUAUCUAUAGCAGACUUCUUAAUCAUUCAUUUUCAUUUUGUUAAAAUUACAAAUUUAAGUUUGUAAUCGAUUUUUCAAUGUGUAUAAUUAACUGUUAAAAAUUUAAUUGCAUUUUUCACAGAGUUUGUUUAUAUUUCAUAUUUGUGCGAAUUAUUUAAAAUUAUAUACACAAAUGUUUGUUAUUUUGGGGAUAUAAAAAUACUCUAGGAUGAAAUUACAUCGCUGAAAGAAAAAUAAUCAACAUUUAUGAUUUUGUUAGAUUAUGUAAUAGGUUCGUUCGUGUCGGCAACAGAAAAGAAUUUUGUGAUAAAUGUUUACACAGAAAAAAUGGUGUGACGCUUUUUUAAUGAAUUAUGGCAGCUCAAACUGAGCCACGAUGUUGCGACGCUUGUUUUGAUUUCUUCAGCGCGAUUGACUUUGAUGUCGUCUUACUUAACUUCUUCAUUACCUCUUCUCAAUUUACAAAUCGACUGAACAUGUUCCGUUCUGAACAUGAAGUGGCAGGCUAAUAAUACAGAGUAAUGUUGAAGAAAUCGAAAAUUUAAUCAAAUCAAAAUUCAAUUGCAAUUUAAGCUUUGCAUGAGUUGACGAAGAAGAAUUUGUUCAAUCGCAUUUCAAAAACUUUCCUGUAAACAAAUACGAACGGACUUGUUGCAGAACCUAAUAAUUUUCGGGGUAAUUCUUUAUAUAAUACGAUUAGCACAAUUUGAAUACAAUAUACGCUCCAUAUUGCUGCAAUUUUGAAACGUUACACAUAUGAUUGAAGUAAAAGAGUUAUUACUUUAAAUAUUUUAGAUUUGUGAUGAUGAAACUUGUAUAUCAGGAUAUGUUCUUCAUACAUACUUCAGGAGCAGAAAUUUGUGCCACUCGUAUUAUUUAUGAACAUUUUUUAUUCAGACUUUUUUAUAUAUAUUGUUUUGAUAUACAUAAAUUUAUUCAUUUUAUAUACUUAAUACGGAUUUAUUAUGUAUAUUUAAAUUACCACACUUGCGUCCAUAAAACGUGAACACACUAACGUUAGCAAUUACUGUGUUUGCUGUUACAAAGUAGAAAUUUUAAAACGUUGUUUUCAUAAAAUUUAUUCAGAUUCCAUUUUCAUUUACAGCAUUUAUACAGUCCAUGAUACAUUCUAAGUGAAAAUAAUUUCAGUGUUUCUCUAUGUUUGACUGAGUAAUUCCAUAGAAAGGAAUAGUAGGUUUGGGAUGUCAUGUAGUAUGAAAAAA
This is a messenger RNA of Megalopta genalis, 3244 nucleotides long. RefSeq names its product protein disulfide isomerase (gene Pdi). The record is from RefSeq and is a predicted model, not a curated record. Gene Ontology annotation, molecular function: protein disulfide isomerase activity. Lineage: Eukaryota; Metazoa; Arthropoda; Insecta; Hymenoptera; Halictidae. Gene Ontology annotation, biological process: protein folding; response to endoplasmic reticulum stress. Gene Ontology annotation, cellular component: endoplasmic reticulum.